AUGACUCCCCGCCUGAAAACCGCCGGCCCUAUGGUCGCGCAGCCCGCCACAGACUGUUCCACCACCGCCAGUACCACGGUCACUACAGAGUUCCGUUUCGCACGCACACAGUCGCAGCAGUCGAAACUUGCCGUAGCGGCAAUGAGCAAUCAGCGGCUUGUCGCGAAUCUCAAUGCCUCGUCGACAAUCCCGCGAUCAAUCCCGCAGAAGCCCCCGGCAGCGAUAGCUACAGGCUUCGACGUUGCGCUAGUGACACCGCGUGAUGGCGUGUCCACAGGUUCCUCGAACGGCGACAGCGUGACCUUGCCGCUCCGCCCCGCGCCCCGUGAUAAGGAUGAUUACUUCCCUCCUCCGCCUCCGCAUGUCAGUCUUGGACCCCCAGCAAACCCAACGUCUCUGGCCAGCGCUCUUCGUGCGAUCAACGAUGAGUCCAGUGUCGUCCCUGCGCGUGGGCCUCCUGCGCCUGACGAUUCGCCCUACACCAAGAGCAUCUCCUCUACUGCUCCAGGCUCGCCCCGAAUACCUCCUAUCCGACAGAAUUCGGGCUCCCAAACGCCUCGGGUGCGACCCCAUGCCACUACACUCAGCAUCCCCGGCAUGACGCGUUCGCUCAUUUCACCUGAUGGGCGAAUCGCCGAUAGGGACGUGGCAGCGAAGCUUGUUAUUAUCAUGGUAGGCCUUCCUGCCAGGGGAAAAUCAUACAUCACGAAGAAGCUCAGACGCUAUCUCGCAUGGCAACAACACAACACCAAGAUCUUCAACGUCGGAAACCGAAGACGCAUUGCCAAUGUGGCUUCGCCGAUGAAACAGCGUGACAACCCAAUGGACACGCCAAGGCAGGCUGCUACUCUACUGUUGAACGGUGACGGAGCACACCCCGAGUCCCCAGAACAGCAUGAAUUGCCAUCCUCUGGUCAGGAUGAGAAGAACGGGGCACCGAACGACCACUCAGCUAAAUUCUUCGAUCCUAAAAACGCAGAGGCAUCCAGGCAAAGAGAAGCUAUGGCUAUGGGUACCCUGGAUGAGUUGCUGGAUUAUCUGCUCUGUGGUGGAGGCUCAGUCGGCAUCCUUGAUGCAACCAACAGCACGGUUGAGCGGCGGCAGGCCCUGUUUGACCGCAUCAAGGCAAGAGAGCCCAUGCUGGGAAUCCUCUUCAUAGAGAGUGUUUGCCAGAAUCCCGACUUACUGGAAGCAAACAUGCGCCUGAAGCUGUCCGGCCCCGACUACAGGGACAAAGAUCCAGUCAAGUCGUUGGCAGAUUUCAAAGAACGGGUAAAGGCUUACGAAAGCGCCUAUGUGCCUUUGGGUGAUUACGAAGAAGACCACGGGAUGCAAUACAUCAAGAUGAUUGACGUGGGCAAGAAGCUCACACACUUUGGGUUGGGAGGCUUUCUCAGCAGCAACAUUGCCCAUUACCUGUCAUCUUUCAAUUUAUCGCCGAGGCAAAUUUGGAUUACUCGACAUGGUCAAUCCGUGGACAACCAUCUCGGCAAGAUUGGCGGCAACGCUGAAUUGACAGACCGCGGCCAUUUCUACAGUGAGGCUCUGUACAGAUUCAUCACGUACAAGAAGAAGGAGUGGACGGUGGACCUGAAGAACAGGAUGGCGCACUCAUCAUUCCCCCCUGCCCCAGGAGACGAGUCGCCGCCUUACCCCGAAAUCAACGCCCAUGUGGAGGAGAACAAUACUUGCGUCUGGACUUCGAUGAUGACGCGCAGCAUCCAAACUGCCCAGCAUUUCGAAGCUGACGAGGAUUAUGAUGUCAAGAAUUGGGAAAUGCUCAAUGAACUCAACGCCGGCAAAUUUGAGGGCCUGACCUAUGAGGAAAUCGCGCGCGAUCACACCGACGAAUAUACCAAGCGCCAAAGGGACAAGCUUCAAUAUGUCUAUCCAGGUGUUGGUGGCGAAGGCUACCUUCAGGUUAUUAGUCGACUUCGGGACUUGGUCCGUGAAAUCGAACGCAUCAAGGACCACCUGGUAAUCAUUGGGCACCGUUCAGUCUGUCGGGUGCUGAUGGCGUACUUCAUGGAUCUCACCAGAGACGACAUUGCGGAUCUCGAUAUGCCGCUUGGCAUACUGUAUGCCAUCGAGCCCAAGCCCUAUGGCAUCGAAUUCCACGCGUACAAAUAUAACGAGGAAAUGGGGUGGUUUGAUGAACUACCUGAUUACAAGCCUCAGAAGACAGUCGACCGCGAUGCCUGA
This is a messenger RNA of Anthostomella pinea, 2202 nucleotides long. The record is from the annotation of a GenBank genome assembly. Lineage: Eukaryota; Fungi; Ascomycota; Sordariomycetes; Xylariales; Xylariaceae.